GCAUGGGCAUCGGGGGAGGGCUCUACUUUAUAAUAUAUAAUGCUUCCACAGGGAUGGUGGAAACGAUAGAUGCGAGGGAGACAGCGCCCAUGAAUGCCACUGAAGACAUGUUUGGCAACAACACUAAACUCUCGCGCACAGGCGGAUUAUCCAUAGCCAUCCCAGGGGAGAUCCGAGGUUACGAGAUGGCACACAAACGGCAUGGCAGGCUUCCCUGGAGGGAGCUGUUUGAGCCCAGCAUCGCUCUGGCUCGUGACGGUUUCCCCAUCGGGAAGGCUCUGGCUCAUGCCAUCUUCAAGAGCAGAGAAUCCAUUCAAGGAGACGCCAACAUGUGUGAGGUGUUCUGUGAUUCUGAAAAGAGAAUCCUGAAGGAAAAUGAUAUUGUUAAAUUCCCAAAGCUGGCUGAGACGUAUCAGAGGAUAGCGGACGAGGGGCCUGAUGUGUUUUAUAACGGGACCAUGGCACAGAGCAUCGUCGAGGACAUCCAGGCGGCAGGUGGCAUCGUCACGCUCGAUGACUUGCUGGAGUACCAGCCUGUGCUGAACGAGAACCCGCUGAAGCUGAACGUUGGGGAAUACACCAUCCACGUUCCAGACGCCCCCUCCAGCGGGCCCGUGCUGGCACUCAUCCUCAACAUAGUGGACGGGUACAACUUCACGGACACAAGUGUCUCAACGGCCGAGAAAAAAACCCUGACCUACCAUCGCAUCGUGGAGGCUUUUCGCUUCGCCUACGCCAAGAGAAGCAGACUGGGCGACCCCCGGUACCUCAACAUCACUGAUCUGAUCCACAACAUGACCUCAGACUACUUUGCUGACGGCAUACGGAGUAAAAUUACGGAUGACACAACCCACCCAGAUAACUACUAUGAGCCAGAGUAUUUUGUUCCAGAAAACCACGGCACAGCUCACCUGUCUGUCAUAGCCGAGGACGGAAGUGCCGUCGCUGCCACCAGCACCAUUAAUCUAUACUUUGGGUCUAAAGUCAUGUCUCGGUCCACGGGAAUCAUUUUCAACGAUGAAAUGGACGACUUCAGCUCUCCGUACAUGACCAAUGGAUUUGGGAUCCCGCCGUCACCCAACAACUUCAUACAGCCAGGUAAGAGACCUCUGUCCUCAAUGUGUCCAACAAUCAUCUUUGACAAAGACAACAGAGUGAAGAUGGUCGUAGGAGCAUCUGGAGGCACAAAAAUCACCACGGCUACUGCUCUGGUGAGUAUGAUUCAGCCGCUCUCGUCUCCUGUGGAUUCCCACUCUGCGUCCUGCAAAACUUAUGGAACGUGUUGGUGGCAACAGGUUAUCCUCAACUCCCUUUUCUUCAACUAUGACCUAAAAAAAGCUGUGAUGGAGCCGCGGGUUCACAAUCAGCUCAACCCCAACAUGACGGUGGUGGAGCAGGGCUUCGAAAAGAGCGUCCUGGAGGGGCUGGAACAGAAGAACCAUGUGACCCAAACACUGGGGACUCCAGACUCCGUGGUCCAGGCCGUGGUUCGGCAAGGAGAGCGUCUCUGCGCAGAGUCCGACCCCCGGAAAGGAGGCUAUCCAGCCGGAUACUGAGCCUGUCCGGUUUCCCUCAGUGAUCAGUUUCCGCAUAGACUCUGACAGAAACAGGAAACUUUCGGAAACUGCACCGAGGAAUGAAGCUAUGUUUACACUACAGAGACGCCUCUCCUCCGCUGCCGAAACAUGGGGACUGACUCGGUCCUAAGACCUGUUUUUCGGGAAAAACUUCUUCUUAUAUAAAUUAUUUUUUUGUGUGUUUUAAGGUAAAGUAAGAUGUCGUGGCUAGUAUAACUCUUGGAUGCUGGUCAGGAAAAGACAUGUUAGGGGUUUAAGCAGAAGCCAAAGGUUCCAACUGGAUCUAUUUUAGGCGGAUAAUCACUUAUGAAACAACGCAGCUGUAUUUCCAACGAACGCCUGAUUGUCAACUGAUUGGCAAGUUGUCAAUGCGGCGUUUUAACCUGUUUUGUAAUAUAAUAAUAAAAAGUAAUUAUAUUGUAACUUAUGACACAUUGUCUGGAAAAAUAGGACUACAGGUAAAACGCUGCAGCGCUAGCAGGUUUGCUGAGUUCAGAGCGAGGACUUCUCAGGUGGUUCCGCCUCGAACCAAACCGGAAACUCAACUUCUUGUUUUCUACUCGACAGUGAAAUUGUUAUUUCUUCAUGUUUAAUAUCGUAGAGAGGUUAAGUGAAUGUAUAGCAUCUUCCGAAAUAAGAAAACAUUUGCAGAUAUAUUUUUCUAAACAUGCAUUGUUCCUAUGCUAUGUUUUGUUGCCAUGCUUGUUAUUAAAACAUCGAGAAACAGAAAUAUGUAUCUCAUGUGAGAACUGAAGGCAUCGCCACCCCCAUGGGACAGAGAAGUUUGAGACACGUAACAUCUCCAAAAAGGUUUACAGGGACUCCUUAACGUUUCCAUACAAAAUUUCUCUACUCCUCAGUUUUUAAUGUUGCUAUAAACAUUUUCCAAAUUGGGUUUUAUAUUGACUACAUGUCAAAAUAACACAGUGCUGAAGUUGGUUUCCGAUUCAGCGUUGUAAAAGGUUAUAUCAGGUUUUGGCACCAGGAAAAGCAGCAAGAUUUUAUAAAAAGAAAAAAAAAGACCAGUCUGGAAUUUUAAGUCACAGUUUGAAAUCUGUAGUAUCUUCAUUUCACAAAAAUAAAUAAACAAAAUUGGUAAAUUGCUGCUAAUUACCCUACUCAAAAACUGGGAAUCCAGUUUAAAAGCAAGGAGCUUAAAGGUCGGGAGGCAAACAAACAGACAGCAACACAAUGUUCUUUAUUUGAAUGAGUGUGUUUCUCUAUCAGUGAGUAGGAAAGAAAUCUUGAGUUGUGGUGAACCCUUAGUAGUUAUCCAAGUAAGAAUCAACAGAAAAUAUUUAGUUUUUAUCAGUUUCUUUAAAACCUUUUUGAAACUAGAAUUCAUUUUGUCUUGGUAACCCAUUCUUUUUAGUAGCAUUUUCUAGUUACUCAGACUUAGAAAAUGCUAAAAAUCAUCUUCCAGUGUUAAACACUGUGUUGGAACGGUAAGGGUGGUAUUUACCUUUGCAUAUAUUGUUAUUAUAGUAAUUUGCAAUUGUGUUUUGCAUGUUAUGUUUUUAGAAAGCCUACAGGUAAAACCUUGUGCCAUAAAUUUGAGGUGCUUUUUUUUUUUUUUAGAAAGUUAAUUUCUUACACAUUUCAGGUAAAUUGUUUAGUUAUAAAGUGGAAGGCUUGUUUCUGUAAACCCUUUUGACAAACGCCCUGAGUAAAAAAAAAAUCAAAAUUGUUAGUGAAAUUACAGUCAGGUGUUCAAGAGUGUACUCCUGUACACCUGAAGCACUGGCAGUGAAAUGCAUGUUAAAACAUGUAAAUCCAGGCACUAGAAGGCCACAUGCCUAGAGCUCCCUCGUUAUCCAACGUUUCCACUGUUAAAGGCAGCUCUGUGCCAUCUCUCUCUGGGAUUUGCAUGGUAAACAAGGCUUAUUCUACAGCAAUGUUACAUAAUUCAACUGUUAAUCCAUAGGAAGAGAAGCGAAGCCAACAUAUUUUAGACAAUUCAAGAGAACAAACCAGGGCGUUGAGGAUGGAGAUUAAGAAACUUCAGCUGAAAUAUCCAAAACAAAACAGUCAAAGUAAAGAUUAGUACAGAUCCGAGUUGUAGCGUCACAUCAUGCCUUCCUCCUUCAGCUUCAUCUGUAUUCUGGAGUCAAAAAUCAAUCGGCCAGGCCCCUGAAACACAUUCGCCCUGGGUCCCUCGUUCUUCCAGACAUGGCGGAGGAUUGAGCGAGUCCGUGACUGUUCCUGAUGAACUUCAGACGCCUUCUUCCUUCAGUGAGGGGAAAACGCAGCUUCCCAGUGAGAGUCG
This is a messenger RNA of Gambusia affinis (western mosquitofish), 3843 nucleotides long. RefSeq names its product gamma-glutamyltransferase 1a (gene ggt1a). Gene Ontology annotation, cellular component: plasma membrane. Gene Ontology annotation, biological process: regulation of inflammatory response; glutathione catabolic process; regulation of immune system process. Lineage: Eukaryota; Metazoa; Chordata; Actinopteri; Cyprinodontiformes; Poeciliidae. The record is from RefSeq and is a predicted model, not a curated record. Gene Ontology annotation, molecular function: glutathione gamma-glutamate hydrolase.